Messenger RNA from Osmia lignaria (orchard mason bee), 2196 nucleotides. RefSeq names its product hexamerin 70a (gene Hex70a). The record is from RefSeq and is a predicted model, not a curated record. Lineage: Eukaryota; Metazoa; Arthropoda; Insecta; Hymenoptera; Megachilidae.
AAAAGUAGCCGCGAGCGGAGCAUCCACGCUUUGGGACGCUAGAGUUUUGAACUUUGAAAAAUAAUGUUACUGUUGACACGGAUCUGGGUGCUAGGGUUGCUGGCCUUCAGUUUGGUCAGCGCAGAAUACUUCACCACCAAAACAGCCGACAAAGACUUCCUAUUGAAGCAAAAGAAGAUUUACAACUUACUUUAUCACAUCUCUCAACCCAAUGUGGUGAACGUUCAAUUGUACAACGAGGGUCAAGCAUGGAACAUCGAGAACAGCAUUAAUUUGUACAGGAAUCCGGAUGCCGUGAAAGAAUUCAUGUACAUGUACAAAAAUGGAAUGCUUCCACGGGGAGAAAUGUUCUCGCCUUAUUAUCCAAAAUUGCUUAAAGAAAUGGUAGCUCUGUUCAGACUGUUCUAUUACGCGAACGAUUUCGAUACUUUCUACAACACAGCACUUUGGGCAAGAAUUUACGUAAACGAGGGUCAAUUCUACUUUGCUCUUUGCAAUGCUGUAAUCAGAAGACCGGACACUAAAUACAUUCAAUUACCACCCCCAUAUGAAAUGUACCCGUACGCGUACUUCAACUCUGAGGUGCUUGAAAAGGCACACCAUGCCAAAGUUUUCGGUAAACUAGACUCGCAGAAAACUGGACCAUACGAAACGUACAUCAUUCCUGCCAACUAUUCCGGCUGGUACCUUAAUCGCGAAUACAAUUUUGAGAACAAGUUGAACUAUUUCACAGAGGACGUAGGUCUGAACGCGUACUACUUCUUCUUCCGUCAAGAAUGCCCAUUCUGGCUGAGCUCGAACGAAUUUGAUUUCUUACAAUACCGAGGAGAAGAAUACCUUUACGGGCACAAACAACUGUUGAACAGAUACUAUCUGGAAAGACUUUCCAAUGACCUGCCUAAAAUCGAAGACUUCGACUGGCAGAAACCAUUCUACGCUGGUUACUAUCCUACUAUGACAUAUCACAAUGGAAUGCCGUACCCACAGAGACCAGACUGGAGCAACUUCCCUGUCUACAAAUACAAAUAUAUUCAGGAUAUAAUGGACAUGGAAUCAAGAAUAACUGCAGCAAUUGAUUCUGGCUUUAUACUGAGAAACGACAGCAAGUGGUACAAUAUAUACCAGGAGGAUGGUUUGAAUAUGCUUGGAAAUAUAAUCGAGGGUAACGGAGACUCUUACAACCGUGACUUCUAUGGCAGCAUCGAUACGUUGGGCAGAAAGAUCCUUGGUUACAAUUUGGAACCAGCCAGCCCCUAUCAAAUCUUCCCUAGCGCCCUGGAAACGUUCAGCAGCUCCAUGAGGGACCCUGCAUUCUACAGGCUUUACAAGAGAAUAUACCGCUAUUACUACAGAUACAAAAUGCGUCAAGAACCAUACACCAGAGACGAAAUUGUUUACCCAGAAUUAAAGAUUGAAUCGUUCGUUGUUGAUAAAUUAACCACAUACUUCGAUCAAUAUGACACAUCCAUCAGCAAUGGUUUAUUAGUAGAAGAUCAAAGAGAAGCCGAAACAUCGUUAAUAAAAAUUAGACAGUACCGUCUGAAUCACAAGCCAUUCAACUUCCACAUCACGGUUAACUCUGAGAAACCAAUGAAAGCGGCGUUCAGAAUCUUCCUUGGACCCAAAUACGACUCGCACCACAAAUUAGUAGAAAUUCCAGACAGUCUGAAAUACUUCUACGAAAUCGACAACUGGAUCGUUGACUUGACCGCCGGACAGAACAAAAUCGGACGUAACAGUCAAGACUGCUUCUUCGUGAUUCCCGAUCAAGAACCAAGCGAAGUGUUCUACAAGAAAGUCCUGAAGGCUCUCGAUGGUGCGGAAUCGUUUACUUAUAACGAGAGAGUAUUUGGAUUCCCGGAAAGACUGUUGUUACCAAAGGGCAAAAAGGAAGGAAUGCCGUUCCAAUUCUUCUUAUACGUCAGCCCAGUGACUACAGAAGUACCAUAUACUUCCAGAAUAUGGGGCAGUUAUAAAUUUGACAAGAGACCAUUUGGUUUCCCUCUAGACAAGCCUCUUUAUGACUUCAAAUACGAUGGCCCUAAUAUGAUGUUCAAAAACAUUCUUAUUUAUCACAAGGACGAAUUUGAAAUGGGUCUUACUUAUUAAAUACUUUUCUUCUUUCGCUUGUAUCUUGCACAUUUACUUCUAUGAUAUCGUAAUUUUAUAAUAAAUGCUACUUUUUCUAUCUCCCAA